This is a messenger RNA of Annulohypoxylon maeteangense, 1618 nucleotides long. RefSeq names its product glycoside hydrolase family 18 protein. The coding region runs from base 360 to 1373 and encodes 337 amino acids. Gene Ontology annotation, molecular function: chitinase activity. Gene Ontology annotation, biological process: carbohydrate metabolic process. Lineage: Eukaryota; Fungi; Ascomycota; Sordariomycetes; Xylariales; Hypoxylaceae. The record is from RefSeq and is a predicted model, not a curated record. Gene Ontology annotation, cellular component: extracellular region. The transcript has a single exon.
AAAAUAGGCUCAAAAUAUUAUUAUUGUAAGUUUCGCUCAAUUACUAGAUGUAGGUAGGCACGAAGUACGUGACUGUGAAAUGGUGUUUUAUAGGGGGUACAGCGACAGUCAGCAGCUAACCACAAUCCUUCGAGCUUAUUUCAACGGUCGCUCCAAAUUUAUCCACUUAGAAGGCGCUCGAUCUCUCAACAUCAACUCACAACCUCAUUGGCCUCGUCAAUGAGGAUGAAAACACCAAGUCCGGUGUUUCAAUAAGCACUCAUAGAUAGACAAUACAAUUGCUUUCCAUCUCAAAAACCUUCAUAUCUACUUUUCCAUCCCCUCAUAUUUCUCUCCCUAAAGCCUCACACACACUCACCAUGGCCUCCCAAUCUUCCCCAACGAGGCCAACCCCUCGCAUCAUCAUGUACUACCAAACCACCCACGACCCGGACGGCAACCUAAUCUCCACCCUACCGCUAAUCACGCAACCCGGCAUCUCCCUAACACACCUAAUCGUAGCCGCAAUCCACAUCAACGAGGACCCAGACGGCCUAACCCUCAACGACCACUCGCCCUCCGACCCGCGGUACACGACAAUGUGGGCUGAACUACGCAUCGCACAAGCCAGCGACAUCAAAGUCCUCGGGAUGCUCGGCGGCGCCGCCAAAGGGUCCUUCACACGUCUAGACCAAGACCAGCGCACCUUCGAGAAGUACUACGCAGCUCUCUCCUCCCUAAUCCAAGAGCGGGACCUCGACGGCCUCGACCUCGACGUCGAAGAGGACAUGUCGCUCGCGGGAAUAGUCCGGCUCAUCGACCGGCUCCGCGCAGACUUCGGGUCUUCCUUCCUGAUCACCCUCGCGCCCGUCGCCGCGGCGCUGCUGGAUCCGAGAAGAAACCUCAGCGGCUUCGACUACGAGGCCCUGGAGGUCAUGCGCGGGCCGCAGAUCGCGUGGUAUAAUGCGCAGUUCUACUGCGGCUGGGGCGACGCGGGCGAUCCCGCUAUGUACCAGCUGUGCGUGGCCCGCGGGUGGCCCGCGGAGAAGGUGGUCGUUGGCCUUGUCACGACGCCUGAGAACGGGCCCGGCUGGGUCCCGCUCGAUGUCCUGGCUGAGACUUUGCGACGCCUGCGCGCGCUGUUCCCUGCGUUUGGAGGCGUGAUGGGCUGGGAGUAUUUUAAUGGGUUGCCCGGUGGGAAGGCGAGGCCUUGGGAGUGGGCGCGGGAUAUGACGGGGCUUUUGAGGGGUGAGGCGGUUGAGGGCGUGGAAGGGGUUGGUGGAAAGGGUGCGAAGAGUGCGGAGAUAGAUCCUGAUGUUGAGACGGGCCCGAGUCUUCUGGUUCCGCAGAGUUUUGAGUAUUACUCUGAUGGUUUGGGCGAGGGCGAUGAUUAAGCUGGGGAUAGGUCUGCGAGUAGACUGUAUUCAAGCUUUUUGGGGCGUGGGGAUGUCUUUUGCUAGAGCGCAGAAGAAAAUAUUGGCUAUGUGCUCACCUAAUUGACACUAUUCCCACACUGUAAGUCGGGACUGAAGAGUAUAACAUGCCCAGUGCCCAGUGGCGUUGAAAUUUUAACCAGUAGAUAUAAGAUGAAAAUUAACAGUCAAACUUAAAUAUUAUCUGAAUCACGUAGCCAGUCAUA